AUGCAGGACAUACUGUCCCUGACGUUAAAGGAUGAAGUGAGGAUGGUUGAAGAUACUGUGGCCCCUAAAAACUCUUCUUCACAAGGGGAUGGCAGGGACACAGAGGGGCAUCCUUACCCGUUGGUGGUCACUCUACUGGCAACAGUCCUGAUCCUAACUAUUGUGGUAGACAUUCUGGGGAACCUGUUGGUCAUCUUGUCUGUCUUCAGGAACAGGAAGCUCAGGAAAGCAGGAAAUGCCUUUGUGGUGAGUUUGGCUCUGGCAGACCUGGUGGUGGCAAUCUACCCUUACCCUCUGGUUCUGACAGCCAUCUUUCACAACGGCUGGAUCGCCGGGUACAUCCACUGCCAGAUCAGCGGCUUCCUGAUGGGCCUGAGCGUCAUCGGCUCCAUCUUCAACAUCACCGGCAUCGCCAUCAACCGCUACUGCUACAUAUGUCACAACCUGAAUUACGACAAGCUGUUCUCCAACCAGAACACUGUGUGUUACGUCAUCCUGGUGUGGGCGCUGACUGUGUUGGCCAUCGUGCCCAACUGGUUUAUGGAGUCUCUGCAGUAUGACCCGAGGGUCUACUCGUGUACCUUCGCCCAGUCGGUGAGUUCCUUGUACACCAUCACCGUGGUCGUGGUUCACUUCAUCCUCCCCAUCAGUAUCGUCACGUACUGCUACCUGAGGAUCUGGAUCCUGGUCUUACAGGUGAGGAGACGGGUGAAACCGGACACGAGGCCCAAGAUCAAACCACACGACUUCCGUAUCUUCCUUACUAUGUUUGUGGUGUUUGUGUUGUUUGCUGUCUGCUGGGCUCCGCUGAACUUCAUUGGGCUGGCGGUGGCUAUCAACCCCAGACUGGGAGUGAAUAUCCCUGAGUGGCUCUUCACAGCCAGCUACUUCAUGGCCUAUUUCAACAGCUGCCUCAACGCAGUCAUCUACGGAGUGCUCAACCAUAACUUCAGGAAGGAGUACAAAAGGAUAGUUCUAAUCAUUUUCAAGUUCCACUGCAGAGGGUUCGCUAGGGCUUCGGAACUGCACUGCUGAGGGUUCCGUAGGGUUCUGGAACAGCACUGCUGAGGGUUCCGUAGGGUUUCGUAGGGUUCUGGAACAGCACUGCUGAGGGUUCUGUAGGUUUCCGGAACAGCACUGCUGAGGGUUCUGGAAGGUUCCGUAGGAUUCUGGAACAGCACGGUAGAGAGUUCCA
Oncorhynchus kisutch (coho salmon) is the source of this 1195-nucleotide messenger RNA. RefSeq names its product melatonin receptor type 1A-like. Gene Ontology annotation, biological process: G protein-coupled receptor signaling pathway. Bases 1 to 1035 code for a protein of 344 amino acids. The record is from RefSeq and is a predicted model, not a curated record. Lineage: Eukaryota; Metazoa; Chordata; Actinopteri; Salmoniformes; Salmonidae. Gene Ontology annotation, molecular function: melatonin receptor activity. The transcript has 2 exons. Gene Ontology annotation, cellular component: plasma membrane.